GGAAGUUGCCACACCAGAAGAUAAUCCUCGCAUCCAAUCCCAUUAUUCUCGUUAUCCAUAUCAAUCAGAAGUCAGAACAGAGCAUGGACUUACUGCCUUAGGAAUCAAAACGAAAAUGGCUCAUCUUCUUAACGUUUCUUUGUGCACCAAAAUCCCACCAAAACCCCCUCUCUCACUAACCAAACCUUGCCUCUCAAUCCCACGCUUCCUUUCCCUCUCCCACUCUCGCUGUCCCAACCCACAGGCAUUGAUACUAAACAAGCAACUGCUAGAAGAUUUUGCAAAGACAGGCUUGCUUGCUCUUCUCUCCGUCUCUCUCUUUUUUACUGAUCCUGCUCUUGCAUUCAAGGGAGGAGGACCGUAUGGUUCUGAAGUUACGAGGGGCCAGGAUCUUACUGGCAAGGAUUUCAGUGGCAGAACUUUGAUCAAGCAAGAUUUUAAGACAUCCAUACUAAGACAAGCCAAUUUCAAAGGUGCAAAGUUGUUGGGAGCUAGCUUUUUCGAUGCUGAUUUAACAGGGGCUGAUCUUUCAGAUGCUGACCUUAGAAGUGCGGAUCUCUCCUUGGCGAAUGUGGCAAAGGUAAAUUUGAGCAAUGCUAACUUGGAAGGCGCGCUUGCUACCGGCAACACAUCUUUUAGAGGAUCAAAUAUAACAGGAGCUGAUUUCACAGAUGUGCCUUUGAGAGAGGACCAACGUGAGUACUUGUGCAAAGUUGCCGAUGGGGUGAAUCCAACUACUGGAAAUGCAACACGCGAUACAUUGCUUUGCAACUAGUUUAUUUUCACAUUGAAGUGAUGAAAAACAGGGAAGCCGCACCAGUGCAUCUGUAACAGCUGCAAUUUUCAUUUUAGCUCAGGUUUGCAAUCAACUUGCUGUAAGUAAUGUAAAAUAUCAAAUCAAUAGUGUUGCCUUUAUUCUCAUCUAUAUAAGAAGUAUACGUGCAACUGUAUAAUGAAUCAAACAUCUAUCAUAAACUGGAUUCUUUUGUCA
Molecule: messenger RNA, 991 nt
Organism: Populus nigra (black poplar)
Lineage: Eukaryota; Viridiplantae; Streptophyta; Magnoliopsida; Malpighiales; Salicaceae
Product: thylakoid lumenal 15 kDa protein 1, chloroplastic-like
Exons: 8
Coding region: 116-775 (219 amino acids)
Cellular component (GO): chloroplast thylakoid
Source: RefSeq, a predicted model, not a curated record